This is a messenger RNA of Parnassius apollo (apollo), 498 nucleotides long. NCBI's taxonomy places the organism in Eukaryota, Metazoa, Arthropoda, Insecta, Lepidoptera, Papilionidae. The record is from the annotation of a GenBank genome assembly.
AUGGGGAUCAAAAAAAAUUUAUCAUACAAUAAGAAGUUGGACAUCAUUGAGGGGUAUCAAGAUCAAGGAAAUCAAGGUCGAACGAAUGAAGUGGCUAACAAAGCACUUGUUUUUAUACUUUCUGGCAUUAGAAAGAAAUGGAAGCAGCCAAUAGCAUAUUAUUUGUCAGGAAAUUACACAACUGCUGAUAGAUUGGCCACUUUGAUAAAAGAGGUCCUAGAGGAAUGUUUCAAGGUGGGACUAAAUAUUAUAGCCACAAUGUGUGAUCUUUCUCAGUUGAUCUUGGGCGGCGGUAAUCACUCACCAUUAGACUGCGACACAACUACUCCAAAGUAUAUUUCGUCGUCGGAUUCGCAGCUGUCGAAAUCAAGAGAAACCCAAAAAUCUUUAUAUUGCACCAUUGAACAAAUGUGUUCGACCGUAGGGCAGCUGUCUGGCCAAUUGAAAGAAUUGAUGUGUAGAAUGAUGGAAGCUUUUGAGAAAAACCGAUGUAAUUAA